UGUUGAUACGUCUGACCCACAUAGUUAGCCAUUUUACACGCCUAUGCAUAUGGUACAAUGGUACCGUGCUUCCUUUAGGUACAUGUAGAUAGAGAGGACCGUUGGUGGCUUGCAGUGGAGUGAGCGACUGAGUCGUUUCGAUACAGAUUGUUCGUUCCAUCGGAGAUGCACCUCAGCGUGGAGGAACUACGGUAUCGAGACCUUAGAAAGCUACAGCCCAUGUACGUACCGGUAGACACUAGCUGGCUGGCUACAGAUUUUGCACCAAUAAAUUCAAUCGUAUGUCACAGGCGUGGCAGCGCCGUCCUGACUUCAAAUUUUUUUCGCGAGAUCGCACAGAUGGAUGCAGACUACUCUCUUGCGCCUCACUUUUUUGCAACCAUCCAUAUCUUCUUAUGACGACAAUCUACGAUGAGCGAGGUCGGAUUACAAACACACAAGCAACUCAAGUUAGCAUUAGAUAGUCUUAGUAAAUGGAUAAAGAACAUAGAUAUGAACCUCGAACUGUUGAACAUGACACUCUUACGAAUGAUCGGCAAUGGGCUUUUGCCGUCGUUUUUGAGCCGCUUUCUUCAUCACCAUGACAUCCAGAGCCUCCAAGAAGAGAGCCAAGACGGACGAGGCUGUGCAGACUGCAGGAAUGCUCCUGAAGCUCUCCAAAAAGGGUGGAGGAAUGACUGCUCAUUCAGCUCUUCGCUUGGCCGGGGUAUCAACAGACGAUAGAGCAAAUCGUAACCUUCAGCGCCGAGCUCUUCGUGCCCGAGACAAGUUUGAUGAACAACGAAAGCAACUGGAGAGUGAUUUCAGCCAAAUAGAGCUGGAAGAAGAGGAAGACGAGACUCAAGACCACCCAUUUCCUGAUUCUCAAGAGAGCGUGAUUCCGAUCGUCCCCACACUUCCAAAGCAGUUGAAGAUGAGGAAGACGUCCAAACAGGCCGCAGCUCAACGAAAAGCAAACAUACAAGUCAAAGACUUGAAGGCAAAACUAUUCCAAGAGGCCGUGGAAUCUCUCCAGCAGCAGUCUAAGCGACAAGAAGAAGCAAUUGCAUCUGGAUGUGCUUACAGGAAGAAGUCCGCCGAAACCAUCUGCAAUGAAAUCAAUGCAACAGCGCUUGCUCAAGCCCAUGGCAUCAAGAUUGUUGCACGGACAAUGGCAAGCAAAUGA
Messenger RNA from Seminavis robusta, 1165 nucleotides. Lineage: Eukaryota; Bacillariophyta; Bacillariophyceae; Naviculales; Naviculaceae. The record is from the annotation of a GenBank genome assembly.